This is a messenger RNA of Entrophospora sp. SA101, 204 nucleotides long. The record is from the annotation of a GenBank genome assembly. Lineage: Eukaryota; Fungi; Glomeromycota; Glomeromycetes; Entrophosporales; Entrophosporaceae.
AUGUCUUCUACUACUACUGUACAAGAAAAUCCAGUUGAUGAUGUACAAACACCUCAGGAAUUAGUUGAAAAUGUAGUUCAACAAAUGCAAUCAAAUUUUGAUGAAUUAUCAGCAAGCUUAUUUUCCAAAAUGGAUAAUAUGGGAUCAAGAAUAGAUACACUUGAAAAAUCGCUUGGAGAAUUGAUGGAACAAAUGAAUAAAUGA